Messenger RNA from Amphimedon queenslandica, 1122 nucleotides. Its product is annotated as solute carrier family 25 member 40-like. Gene Ontology annotation, biological process: mitochondrial transmembrane transport. Bases 34 to 1041 code for a protein of 335 amino acids. The record is from RefSeq and is a predicted model, not a curated record. NCBI's taxonomy places the organism in Eukaryota, Metazoa, Porifera, Demospongiae, Haplosclerida, Niphatidae. Gene Ontology annotation, cellular component: mitochondrion. The transcript has a single exon.
CGAUAGUGAUGUAAUCAUGUCUAAAAUGUCAAGAUGAAGUAUCAUAGAGUUCAUAGUGAUACUUUGCUCCCAGUAACACCUAUCCAACAGCUAAUAUCAUCCUGUUCUGGUGCCAUACUUACAUCUCUACUCACAACUCCGUUCGACGUGGUAAAGGUCCGUCUCCAGCGCCAGCAGUCGACCCUCAAGCCAUGUUACAUUCUUGAUUGUCGAGCUGCACUGGACGGCGUGUGUAUAUGUACAUAUGAAAGCCCUUACCCUCAUCUCCCUCCUUAUAGCCCAGUCCACAGAUACACUGGCACUUUGGAUGCAUUUGUCAAAUUAGCACGGACUGAAGGUGUGGGCUCAUGGUGGAAGGGCCUCUCCCCUACUCUGCUAAUGGCCGUACCACUGACUGUCAUAUACUACACGUUAUACGACCAGUUGAAGGUAAGGCUUGGCUUUGAUCCUAAUGAGCGUAACUUUGCAGCACCUUUGGUAUCGGGUGUGGUAUCUAGAACUGUUGCCGUGACUGCUGUUUGUCCUAUUGAGUUAGUCCGAACUAAACUUCAGUCUAGAACUGGUGUGAACAUCAGCGAAGUACUAUCAGUUGUCAGAACUGUUACCGCUCAGAAUGGGGUCCUGAGCAUGUGGCGUGGGCUGAGCCCCAUGCUUCUAAGAGACGUCCCGUUCUCGGUCAUAUACUGGCUCGGAUACGAAGACUUGAAACGAAACUUUACCAACAGGUCCUUGUUCUAUCAACCCCUUGUACCAUUUAUAGCCGGCAGCAUAGCAGGAACAUUUGCAGCUAUAGUAACAACGCCUUUAGACGUUGUAAAGACACACAUGCAAGCCGAAUUGGGUGAGCCAGAAGUAGGGAACAAGCUAGGGGUUGGAUCCAUGAGUAGAGUGAUGAGAACCAUUCUACAGGAGUAUGGUGCUCCAGGGCUGUUUGCUGGACUUAUACCUCGUGUAGCUAAGGUUGCCCCCGCCUGUGCCAUCAUGAUAGGGACUUACGAAACUUGCAAAGACUUCUUUUCAGAAUAUAACGCAUCACAUUAAUGUCAUUUAUAAUUCUUAGUACCAUUAUCAAAUGUACAUGUUUGUUAAGGAGAGACAAUUCCUUUGUAUCUAUAAUAAUAA